AUGGAACGAAUUUUGUACCUUUCUCUCUUUAUUUUAUGUACACUACAUGGUGUGCUUGAUGGAGCACAUUUCCGUGGCGGUAUUCUUUCAUGGCGUCCGUUAAACAAUACUGCGUCGGGUAGCACUGCACAAAUUCUCGUACAUCAAAGAUAUUUCUGGAAUCGAGAAUGGGGUAGUUUUUCUGUCCCUUAUUGUACGGAAGCAAAUGUCGCUGCUCAAACACCUAUUCCGGUCGGCGCUUAUAUGACCUGUUUAGCAAACUGCUCAAGUUCUAACUAUCCCUCAGGUGGACUUUCAGCCAAUAUGAUAACUACAGAUUGUGAUUCAAACCCGAUCAUUCAAUCAUGGGCUGGUGAACACUAUGAUACUCUGACAUUGCCUUUGACAACAUCGAUUACAAUUGGCUAUCCCUCAAGUGCAUGGUUUGCUUCACUCUAUAUUGGCGCUAAUGAUCCUUGGUCAAUUGUCAGUCGAAUGAAUUUAGCCUUACGACCCGAUGGUUUAAUUAAUUCCAGUCCUGUUACAACUACAUUACCAGUAGUAUUUUAUUCAACAUUGACACCAAUAGUUCACAUUGUACAAAUGGCAGAUAACGAUGGCACUGAUAUAUUGAUAUGUCGUUGGUCCAAUUCGGCUUCUACAACCAAUUACAAUCGUUAUGAUGAAUGUGGUGGUAUUUGCAUGGGACUGCCGCCUUCCACUGUACUGAUCGGAUCCAGUUGCACGUUAUCUUUCACUUUACCAACUGCUAAUCUCUAUUAUGCCUGUGCACUGCAAAUCGAAGAUUUUUAUAAUACUUCCUCUACGACUCCAAUGAGUUCAGUUCCGAUACAAUUCUUAUUCUAUGCAUACAAUCCUUCCGCUAGUGCAUGUGCACAACGUCCCUCAAUCACCAGUGCCCGUCCAAACAAAGCUUGUAUUGGAAUUCCAGUUGGUGUUCAACUCAACGAAACUGUAAUUGCACAAACAUAUUGCCCUGGUCAAACAAUUGUCGAUUUUGUCACUAGUUCACCUAUUGGAAUGACACAUAGUGCUAUCAGUAAUCCAAGUUCUGGUACAUGGAUAAUGACGUUGACAUGGACACCUGUGUCAACACAAUCAGGUCCUCAAGGUUUUUGUGCUGGUGCCAUUGAUAAUAGCAGUCUACAGUCAGACCCAUGGUGUAUUACAUUUUCAGUUGGUUUUAUCUCGCCUGAGCUUAUUCAAAGUUCAGUUGCACCAAUGGGCAAUAUCUCCCAAAAUCAAACUGUUUUUUCGAUUCAAACCACAAUGGCAGCUAAGCGCCCGUCACGUAAUGGCACUUAUAUUCAUUUCACUGACUCUACUAAUAAUACAGUUGUUCAAAUAUAUGAUUGUAGUUCGGCACCACAAGUAACAUACAUAAAUUUCACAAUUGUUAUUCGCUUUCCAGUUGCACCAUGGAUUCCUGGACAUUCCUAUUUUGUUACAUUUGAUAGUGGUGUGUAUGAACUUUUUCUACGACAUUCUGUUUUUGAUUAG
Molecule: messenger RNA, 1500 nt
Organism: Adineta steineri
Lineage: Eukaryota; Metazoa; Rotifera; Eurotatoria; Adinetida; Adinetidae
Source: the annotation of a GenBank genome assembly